AAGUGAGUGCAACACUCGGGUGCUUUUAAAAAAUUUAGCAGCGUUCUUCCAUCUCUAUACUCCAUACUCAUAUAUUAAUGUUGAUCCGUGUUAUGCGCGUCCAUAGUUUGUUCGCCGUCUAUUGUAUCUGUAGUGACACAGGGUCCACAGGGGGUAUCAGUGCGUAAAAAAACGCCAUAUAAAAUAAAACUAAUGAAUAAAUAGUGCAUGAAAAAAAAAAAAACUAAAGCUAAAAAUGAAUUUUAUCAUUAAGGAUUUACAAGUGUGGUGACCGUACGCGACACAAGUCUUGCUGGUGUGGUGAUAAGUAAUAAGGAGCAGAGAAAAGGUCGAAUAAUAGAUACAUAAAAAAAAGGAGGAGAAUGAGGAAGAGGACGAUGGGGAAUUGGCCGCUGGAUCUCGUUAUCGGGAUUAGUGUAGUCCUCGGGUGUAUUGGAAUAACGGGCGGAACGACAGCAGCACUUGAAGUACAGGAAGAGCUUAAACAUCAUGGUAGAUGUGAAGCAAUAACAAUUAAUUUAUGCCUUCAUUUGCCUUACAAUGAAACGAUAAUGCCAAAUUUACUGAAGCAUCAAAAGCAGGAAGAUGCUGGUCAGGAUAUACAUCAGUAUGCACCUCUGGUAAAAGUACACUGCAGUCCUGACUUACGUUUUUUCUUGUGCUUGAUGUAUGCACCAGUUUGCACUAUUCUAGAAAAACCAUUGCCACCUUGUCGGUCUAUUUGCGAACGUGCUAGAGCCGGAUGCGAACGGAUAAUGAGAAACUUUGGGUUCCAAUGGCCACCGAGUCUCGAGUGCUCAAAACUUCCUGAGUACGGGGACCCUAAUGAAUUGUGCGUUGGUAAUAAUGAGACAUCAUCAUCAUCCAGGUUGUCUACGACUGUCCAGCCGCCUCAUAAACUGAGACCUGCUUGGAAUGAUGGGCAAAUUUCGUAUGCUGGGAACCCCAUCGCCGUGUCAGAGUAUGAAAAUCGUAAAUUUGUUUGUCCUGUUCAAUUUCACGUACCUGACAGCUAUGGGUACUCGUUGAACUUCAAAACAAAACCAAUUCCAAAUUGCGCGGCUCCAUGCAAUGAAAUGUUUUUUACCGAACAAGAAAAACAAUUUGCGCGAGUCUGGAUCGGUACUUGGGCAUCAAUCUGCGCAGCAUCAUGUUUUUUUACAUUCCUCACAUUUCUUAUUGACACCGACAGAUUUAGUAGAUAUCCCGAGAGGCCGAUAAUAUUUUUAUCAGUGUGCUAUCUGAUGGUUGCACUGGUAUACGUUGUGGGUUGGGCAGCAAAAAAUAACAUCGCCUGCAGACAACCUCUCCCACCCCCAGAUAAUAUGCAACAAGUGCAAAUGGUAUCAACGAUAACGCAAGGAACUAAACACGAGCUAUGUACUCUACUAUUUAUGGUACUUUAUUUCUUCGGGAUGGCAUCAAGUAUAUGGUGGGUUAUUCUUACACUCACGUGGUUCUUAGCUGCUGGAUUAAAAUGGGGGCACGAAGCUAUUGAAGCUAAUUCACAGUAUUUUCAUCUUGCUGCUUGGGCAGCUCCGGCUAUCAAAACAGUCACUAUUUUAGCUAUGGGCAAAGUUGACGGUGAUGUACUUUCCGGAGUAUGCUACGUGGGAAUAUGGAAUGUUGAUGCCCUUCGAGGUUUCGUUUUAGCUCCCCUAUGUGUCUACCUCGUCCUAGGAACGGCUUUCCUUUUAGCAGGAUUCGUCUCACUCUUCCGUAUUCGCACGGUGAUGAAACACGACGGUACCAAAACAGACAAACUUGAAAAACUAAUGAUAAGAAUCGGUAUUUUUUCCGUUUUGUACACCGUUCCAGCGUUGAUUGUCAUCGCCUGUUUAUUUUACGAGCAAGCUUACUUCGAUGACUGGAUGCUAACUUGGCAUGACGAUAUGUGCAGAGGACAAUUGACUAAAUCUUACUACUCAAUACCGUGUCCAUUCAGUAAAGGACCACCCGAACCAGUACGCCCUGAAUUUCCGGUAUUUAUGAUUAAGUAUUUGAUGGCAAUGAUUGUAGGUAUCACUAGCAGCUUUUGGGUCUGGUCUAGCAAAACUCUCACCAGCUGGAGACAGUUUAUAAAUCACAUACGUGGUCGUCGCGUCGAGGCCUACGUUUAAUUAACAAAAAGACUUGCAAUUUUUCAUUUAUGACAAUAUUGAUAUAUUUUCAAUUAACUUUUUUUUUAAUAUCCACGGCUAUACUUUCGUGAUUAAUUUACUUUAUAUUUAAAUCAUAACUAUUCAAUUAUUAAUCAUCAAUUACUCAUUAGUUUUAUUUAUUUUUAUUGAUUAUCUUUAUUAUCAAUCAUUAUUUUAAUCAAAAUCAUUUAACGCACGUGCUGUGAUCGGGUUUCUGUUAAUCUAAAUUAUUAUUAAUCUCCAACAAAAGUCAAUCACUAAAUUAUCUUUAGCAUCGUGCCAAUUUAUUUAAGCUCGUAUUCAUUAAUUAUUUAACUAUAACUACUGUUAUUAUUAUUAUUAUUAUUAAUAAUUACAAUUACAUUUAAGUAAAAUUAAUUCUCAAGAGACAAUUAUCGAAAUGAUGAUUGAAACAGAUCUGUUACAAUGCUCAAAAUUUCAAUAUAUAUACUCAUUUUAUAUUAAUACUCAAUACGUCCAUUAAAGGCAUUUUGAUUUGUGUCUCCACUUUUCAAAAAUUUUCAAUAACUCAACUGCCAUAAAUGUAUUUUAUUGUAAAAAAUUUUUCUAGGAUGUACAUUAAUAAUAUAUAGAUAUACCAGCAAUAAUAAUUUAAACUCGGAUUAAAAAUAAACCUGGUUUGAAAAACUGGCCCUUAUAUUUAAGAAUUAAAAAAAAAUUACAGUUGUUAUCAAUUAGGAGUCAAAAAAAA
Molecule: messenger RNA, 2853 nt
Organism: Microplitis demolitor
Lineage: Eukaryota; Metazoa; Arthropoda; Insecta; Hymenoptera; Braconidae
Product: frizzled-2
Exons: 3
Coding region: 363-2120 (585 amino acids)
Biological process (GO): non-canonical Wnt signaling pathway; canonical Wnt signaling pathway
Cellular component (GO): plasma membrane
Molecular function (GO): Wnt-protein binding; Wnt receptor activity
Source: RefSeq, a predicted model, not a curated record